This is a messenger RNA of Onychostoma macrolepis, 6539 nucleotides long. RefSeq names its product bridge-like lipid transfer protein family member 3A (gene bltp3a). Bases 132 to 4247 code for a protein of 1371 amino acids. The record is from RefSeq and is a predicted model, not a curated record. Lineage: Eukaryota; Metazoa; Chordata; Actinopteri; Cypriniformes; Cyprinidae. The transcript is spliced from 21 exons.
CAGCGAGUCGUGAGCGGCGUGUGUGUGUGUGUUUGUGUGUGCGUGAGAGAGAGAGAGAGAGAGAGAGUGUGUGUGUGUGUGUGUCAGCGAAAGAUUUCUGAAGAUGCUGGAGAGGUAGCUAGUCUGACGGGAUGGCCGGAAUCAUCAAAAAGCAGAUCCUGAAGCACCUGUCCAGGUUCACUAAGAACCUCUCCCCAGAUAAGAUCAACCUGAGCACGCUGAAAGGAGAGGGGCAGCUGUCCAACCUGGAGCUGGAUGAGGAGGUCCUGCAGAACAUGCUGGAUCUGCCCACCUGGCUGGCCGUCACCCGCGUCUACUGCAACAAGGCUGCUAUACGGAUACAAUGGACAAAGCUGAAGACCAGUCCCAUAUGUUUGUUCCUGGAUAAAGUAGAAGUUGAAAUGAGGACCUGUGAGGAACCCCGGCCCCCAAACGGCCCCUCUCCUAUUGCCAUUACUGCAGGUCAAAGCGAGUAUGGCUUUGCUGAGAAGGUCGUGGAGGGAAUGUCUGUGAUCAUCAACUCCAUCACGAUUAAAGUUCAGGCCCGAGCGUUUCACGCCUCUUUUGAGCUCUGGCAGCUCCAGGGCUGCAGCCUCAAUCCCGAAUGGCAGAAGAGCGACCUGCGCUCCACACGCAUUACACAUCCGAAGAGAGGAGAGGUCCUAACGUUCAAGGAGAUCAACUGGCAGAGUCUGCGCAUAGAGGCGGAUGCCAUUGAGAGUGAUGAGCAGGAUCUGGGCAGCACGCCACUGCGCCUCAUUACCAAUCAAGGACGUAUACGCAUCGCUCUCAAACGCAGGGUGAAGGACUGUAAUGUCUUGGCCUCUAAGCUGCUGUUUAUACUGGACGAUCUGCUGUGGGUGCUGACAGACUCUCAGCUCAAGGCCAUCAUCCACUACGCCAAGUCUCUGAGUGAAGCCAUGGAGAAGUCCACCCAGCAGAGGAAGAACAUGGCUGCUGAAACAUUACAGACUGCGCCUCCCUCUCCUGGGAUCCACUCUCUGUGGACUGAACCUCCUCCACCCGAAGCGGUCGGGACCCCCGGCACACCAGCCCAGUAUUUUGACCUCCACGAUGUUAAAGAAUCAUCCUACCACACUUUCAUUUCCCGACUCGACUUGCAUAUCUGCAACGACAGCUCCUCAGAUUCCGAUGAAGCUCCACCUCCAGGCACGCAGGGUGCGAUGCAGCUGACCUUCCGGAAGCUGGGCUGUGACUAUUACCCAUUCCACAGACCAGGUGAUGGCUGUCGGCACUGGGAGCGUCAUUGCGGGGCGAUGGAGUCUCGUGCUCAGUGGGCGGCCAAACUGCUGCAGGAGUUUCAGAGGAGGGUGGAGGAUCUGGGCAUCCCUGGACCUCAUUCAGAACCAAAUGUGUCCACGAAGGACUCGCCAGCCAAAAAAAUCAAGGAUGGAGAAUCGCUGUCCAAUUUCAGUCCUGAGCGGUCUCAGUCCUCACGCCGUACUUCAGCAGCCGCCCCGUCCUCAGGAUCUUCACUGAAGAGACUUCGCUCCAGCUGUAUGGUGAUCCGUGUGGACGACCUGGACAUCCAUCAGGUGUCCACUGGAGGCCGUCACAGCAAGAGAACACAGUCUCUCCUCUCCUGCAACCGCAAAUCCUUACAUCUCCCAGACAACACUCCUGCAAUUCACCUUCAGUUCACUGAAUACUACUUCCCUGAUAACCCUGGACUUCCUGUUCCCUGCUCUAAUCUUUAUGCCCAACUGAAUGGUCUACAGCUGUGUCUGGAUGCCCCAAGUGUCUUGUGGAUGACUCUGUUCUCACGGGGUCUACACAGGACACUAGAUCAGGUCAAAGCCUUUUAUCACCUCCAGGACAGCAGCAAGACGGAUGAACACAUCGAUAUCCGCCUGGAUGCAACACAGCUGAAGCUCAUCAUUCCUCUGGAAUCCUCUAUUUUGGAUCACCCAGACCGCCCACAGUCACUGAGCUUCAGCCUUCCUCAGAUCGUCCUCAGCAACACACGCCACACUCCUCACGGUUCCCAUCCGGACCUCAACAGCACCUACAGCAGCUUCUCCGCCCGCCCUUUCUUCCAUCCCAUGGCAAGCCAACCUUUCCCUCGCGAUCAGAGCGUCCUCCAUCCCCUGCCGUCUGCAUUCCUUCAACACUGUCUGGAAAAUGAGUCCCUGUCAUUAGCGCACAAACGUCCCUCUCGCUCUCAGGACGUCUGGUCUGUCAGUCUGUCCCGAGUGACUCUUGGAUUUGAGGGGGCUCGUCGAGGGCUCAAAGGGAAAGCUCUUCCGUUCGUGGAGCCCUUUGCCAUGUCCUUGUGGAUGUGCCGCCCUUCUGCUUUCAAAAAAGACUCUCAUUGUUCGAAUAUAGAUGCCAAUUCAAAAUCCCCAACCGGUUCUACCAAUCAACUCCUCCUAGACUCACUGCAGGGUGUAAAUGACGUCAUAUCUAGUAAAAUUGACCAAACCGACAAUCUAGUCAACUCUCCCAUGGCCUCCAUUCAUAUCUUAGCCCAAUCCGUCACUCCUGUUAAAAUGUGGCUCAACCACUACCAGUUGGUAGCUCUUUUGCGGAUGAAGGACUACCUUGCCCGACUAGCUGGAGAUUUAACCAAGGACAUCCAGGGUUUGGGACAACCUGAACAUAAACCGUCAGAUCCCCCUUCGGUUUGUGUCUCAAUCCUAAUGGAGGCGAUAGAACUUGCUCUACUGCUUCCUCCUGCAACAUCUGAGCCAGUAGAAGAAGCCCAUUCUCCUGAGGAAACGGACAGUCCUAGCUUGACCGACUCUGAUCUGUCGCCAUCCCACCAUGCUGGUGAGCCUGGCCUGCUGGAGGACAGUGGGACAGGAGGGAAUGAGGGUCAGGAGGAUGAUGCUGAGCAGGAGGGUUCGGUAGAGGAGGCUUGUGAAGCCAUUGAAGAAGGAAUGGAUGGACCAACGAGGCAGGAUGAUGAAGCUCAGGCCGCCGCUACUUCCUCGUCUCCUCCGCUUUCUCCAGGGAAUGCUGUAUUACUGUCCCGUCAUAGCUCCACUUUCAGCUUGGAAGGGGAGCUGUCCAGUGCCCUGAAUGCCACUAAGGGUGUCACCAAAGAUGCACUCAGCGCUUCCCUGGAUCUCACCAAGGGUGCGCUGUCCAUCACGAAAGAUGCCUUCAGCAUCCUGAGCCGAGGAUCUGGCAUGACUAAACUCUUCGCUUCUCAAAACAAGGAGCAAAGUGCACGGCCAGAAGAGUCCAGUCCCUCCAUAAUGGGGAACCUGCGGCUUCAGUCCAUGAAACAGUCGCCUUCCCAAAAUUCCUGUGACAGUGCCAUUUUAGAAAGUAGUCUGGCAGACGAUGGCUUGUCCAUUGAUAGUGACAUCAGUGAAAGCUUUGUCAUCCUCAUGGACUCUGAGUCUGGUGUGGAGUCUUUGCGUCCUAAUGGUACAGGUGUCUCCGGCAGCUGUGUUAGUCCAGCUCCAGGAACAGAAGGCGGGUCAUCAGCAGACCUCAGCAGCUCUCUGUCUCAGAGCACUGAAGACAUUGCUCAAGAUAUGGUGUCUGUGUUAGUUCUGUGUCUGAGUCGAAUGGGGUGUCUGACGGAGAUGCGUGGUGAAGAUAUCGUGGUGGCGCUGGAAGCCCAAGAGCUUGUGCCUAAACAACAUGGCAACCAUAAAAUCACAGACCUGCUGACAGGACUGGCACUGACACAGGCUGGUUCUUCCUUUCCAAGUGCCCCUCUGUCUCCAGGGCCUCGGUCUCUCUCCUGUCCCCCAGCAGUGGCCCUCAGGAUGGAGAUUGGGCCGCGUGCAGGCAGACACUCUCCUCUGUCUGAGAGCGUGGGCUUCAUGGAAAUGUGCCUGACAGGGUGCAAAGCAGAGCUCCUGGCUUCUACCUUAAACAUGCUGGGACCCUUCCUGGAGGAUGAGCUCAGCGCAGACCCCCAGCCAAUGAGAUUGUGGUUACGGGACACUGCUAUUAUACUAAAGGAUGAUGGUCCUCGUGUCUAUCCGACCGCUCCUCAACCAGUUCCUGUGCUUUUCUCUCUGGACGGUAUUGUGCUGGAGCGUUUGGAUGAUGGAAUCCUCAGCUUGAGACCUGCACAGAGCCAAUCAGGGAUUGAGACAGACGGGGACAUAGAUAGAGCUGGCCGAUCCUGCUUUAGAGCUGAGGAGAAAAACAAGUCUCUGGAGUCCAGACUCACUGAUGUCCAGUCAGCUCUAGAGAAAGCUCUGACUGACCGAGAGCGCCUGCUACAGGAAGUCAAGAAACACAACCCCUCCUUCACCUUAUGAUGUACAAAGGGAAAGAAACCAGACUUGAGUCCAAAUGAGGCACAAGAGAAAAUGUCUUGUAGAUAAACCAGAAGAACAAGAGGUUUGCCUCUGCUGACUCAAAGUUCUCAUCCCUUUCUGUACCUUUAAUCUCUAACAUCUGAGUGUGAAAUCACAUGCCAUCCAGUUCUCUUCAGUCUCUGUGAGCAUCCUCCAUGAGUCUUCCUGUAGUGAUGUUUCUCUAUGUGACUGCACUACACCGGUUCACCAAGUUCCCAGGACUGAAUCUAGUCAGUGAAACGGAUGACACAUGUUCUCUUUCACUGCCACAGACCCUCUUCACUGCACACUGGAUCAUCUCUUUACUUCUGGUCAGCAUGCUUCUUGCACAUUAGUCAUUUUUAGUUUCACGAAAGGACCGUGUACAGCUUUUAGGUUUUAUAGACGUUUCUGAGUGUUAUUUGGUACCACGGCUAUGUAGCGCUGGUAGAUACAAGCUUUUUUCCAGAACCUAGAGAGCUCCCUAGACAGUAGGGCUGGGUUGAUAUUAUCAGUCAAUCGAUUUUAAUUAACCAAGAAUUGAUCUCUAAGGCAGCGAUUUUUCCGUUAAUGCAUUAACAAAACUUCACUAAAUAUUACUUGUCGUGUGCCUCCAAUAAUCGCAAUAAGAUUUGUGCUGUUACUUUUAGUAUAAAAGUCUCAAAUUCUAUACAUUUUCACACAAUUUAAACUACAAAUUGUGUUUGACACGCUUUAAUUUUAUUGAUGUCUCAGUUCAAGCAGCACGUAAACCAAUCAUCUCUUCCUCUUUACUAAUAGUUACAGCAUGAAAUGGACAUGAAUGAACAUCAGAAGGCUGAAAGAAACAGUACUACUUAUAUAUACAGUCAUGGUCAAAAAUAUCGGCACCCUUGGUAAAUAUGAUCAAAGAAGGCUGUGAAAAUUAAUCUGCAUUGUUAAUCCUUUUGAUCUCUUAUUAAAAAAAUUCACAAAAAUUUAACCUUUCAUUGGAUAAUAAGAAUUUAAAAUGGGGGGAAAUAUCAUUAUGAAAUAAAUGUUUUUUUCUCAAAUACACGUUGGACACAAUUAUUGGCACCCCUAGAAAUUCUUAUGAGUAAAUUAUCUCUAUAGUAUAUUCCCAUUUAUAUUCACAAUUUUGAGCACUCCAGGGUGAUUAUGAACAUGAAAUUAUCCAGCCAUGGCUUCCUGUUUCACCGAAAUAUAAAUAGGAGGGAAAACAAAGCCCAAAUUCCCUUAAUCAUCCAUCACAAUGAGAAAAACCAAAGAAUAUAUUUCUGAUGUGCAGCAAAAGAUAACUGAGCUUCACAAAUUAGUGAAGUGGCUUUAAGAAAAGAGCUAGAGCAGUGAAAAUUCCCAUUUCCACCAUCAGGGCAAUAAUUAAGAAUUUCCCAUAAACAGAAAAUGUUACGAAACUGCCUGGAAGAGGACGUGUGUCUAUAUUGUCCUAAUGCACGGUGAGAAGGAGAGUUUGAGUGGCUAAAGACUCUCCAAGGACCACAGCUGGAGAAUUGCAGAAAAUAGUUGAGUCUCGAGGUCAAAACCUUGAAAUAAAUUGUCAAACAGCACCUACAUCACCACAUGUUGUUUGGGAGGGUUUCAAGAAAUAUUCUCCUCGCUCAUCCAAAAACAAGCUCCAGCAUAUUCAGUUAUCAGACACGACUGGAACUUCAAAUGGGACUGGCUUCUAUAGUCAGAUGAAACUAAAAAAUGAGCUUUUUAGCAGCAAACACUCAAGAUGGGUUUGGUGAACACAGGGAUAAAAAGUACCCCAUGUGUACAAUGAAAUUUACUGCUGUGUUUUUGAUGUUGUGGGUCUAUUUCUGCUGGAGGUCCUGGACAUCUUGUUUAGACACAUGGCAUCAUGGAUUCUAUCAAAUACCAACAGAUAAAAAAUCAAUAAGUGAAUGAUUUGGAUCUUCCAACCAUACAAUAAUCCAAACACAAACCUCAAAAACAACACAAAAAUGGGUCACUGAGCACAAAACCAAGCUUCUGCUGGCCAUUCCAGUCCUCUGACCUGAACCCUGUAGAACAUGAGUGAACUGAAGAGAAGAAGCACCAACAUGGAGCUGGGAAUCUAAAGGGUCUGGAGUGAUUCUGGAUGAAGGAAUGGUCUCUGAUCUCUUGUCAGGUGUUCUCUAACCUCAUCAGGCGUUAUAGGAGAACAUUUAGAGCUGUUAAACUGGCAAAUGGAGGUUUCAAAAAGUAUUGAAUAAAAGGAUGCCGUUAAUUGUGACCAAUGUGUAUUAGAGAAAAACAUUUAUUUCAUAAUAUUUCCCCCCAUUUUAAAUU